Molecule: messenger RNA, 1905 nt
Organism: Capsella rubella
Lineage: Eukaryota; Viridiplantae; Streptophyta; Magnoliopsida; Brassicales; Brassicaceae
Exons: 15
Coding region: 162-1703 (513 amino acids)
Biological process (GO): RNA processing
Molecular function (GO): RNA methyltransferase activity
Source: RefSeq, a predicted model, not a curated record
AAGUAUAGUCUCUCUCUCUCGAUACGGGCGGUGUCUCCGACGACGAAUAAUAAUAAUAAUAAUAAUCAAACUCCGGUCAAAUCUCGGUGGUCUUUUUCUUUCAUCUAAGAAAAAGCUUUGGUAAUAUUUUCGCUGGCGACACUGAAGCAGUAGCAGCGACGAUGCAUUCGUCGAGCCUUUUCUCGUUCGGCGGUCGUUAUCCAAUCAUAACCUGCCGCGUGUCGUCUCCUCCUUCGCCUCCCGUCGUAGCUUCUCUUCCUCUCCCGCCGUCAAGCUCCUCCGACUCACUAGCCUGCUCCCUCCAAUGUCCUCAUUUCCAAUCGUGCUCUGGUUGUACGCAGGAGUUCAAUCUCCACCGUCCAGAUGUAGUGGACGAAGCUUCAGGCUUCUUCAAGCGUUACGGCGUCGAAGAUUUCACUUUCGAUAGUUGUCGACUGUGGGGAUGGAGAUGCCGAGCAAAAUUGGCCGUUCGUGGUUCAUCAGAUAAUGCAUUGAUUGGAUUGUACCAAGAGGGAACUCAUACCGUUGUUGAUAUUCCUGAAUGCAAAUCUCAUCAUCCUAAUAUUAAUGCUGCCAUUGAGUUAUUAAGAGAAGGUAUUAAGGUAUUCGAUGUCGUGCCAUUUGACGAGGAUCAGGGGACCGGGGACUUACGAUAUGUUCAGAUGGCUGUUACAACGCACAGUACAAAUCUUCGUGCUCCAGAGCGAUACAAAAAUGGAAAAGUGCAGGUGUCCUUGGUUUGGAACUCGAGAAAUGAGAGAUCUCAUAAUGCAGAUAAGUUGCAAGCAUUGUCCAGCUACUUGUGGAGAAAGGGUGGACCCAACAGCAAGUUUCACUUGAUCCAUUCUGUGUGGGCUAACUUUCAGACAUCAACCAACAAUAUAAUCUUUGGAAACAGAUGGAGGCAUCUUUUAGGUGAGAGAGAUUUCUGGGAACAUGUAGGAGGAAUUGACAUAUCCUUGGAUCCUUCCAGUUUUGGCCAGGCAAAUACACGGGCUUUUGAUAGCUUGCUUUGGAAACUGCAUAAGUAUGUUCCUGGUGGAUCAUCUGUUGCUGAUCUGUAUGCAGGAGCCGGAGUGAUAGGAUUAUCGUUAGCUACAUCGAGAAAAUGCAGUUCUGUCAAAUGCAUUGAGGUUAACAAAGAAGCAAGGCUAUCUUUUGAGAAAACAAUCCAGCGGUUACCUAACUCAUUGAAUUGCAGUAUCAGUUGGCACCAUGCAGAUGCUUCAGUUAACCCCCUUUCAUGGAUUAUAGGGUCAGAUGUAGUCGUGGUGGAUCCUCCUAGGAGAGGUUUGGAUGCUUCUCUUCGUCAGAUGUUGGAGUCUGUCCCCUCCAUUGAGAAAAGAAUGAGGUCGAAAUCACCGAGUUCAAGCUCUAAUGAAAAAGAGGAGAAGAGGCCGUGGAUUUUAAGAGCAAAGGAACUUUCAAUUCAAGCUGGCAACAAGCUGACCCCUGAGGAGAAUAAUACACUACCGCAAAGACUCAUAUAUAUAAGCUGUGGUUGGGAAAGCUUCAAGGAGGACUGCAAGUCGUUAUUAUCUAGCAGAGCGUGGGAGUUGGAAAAAGCUCAUGGUUUCAACUUCUUUCCCGGAACCGAUAGCAUUGAAGUUUUGGCUGUGUUCAAAAGAAGGGUUCCUAUGAAGAAAAAGAAGAAAUCGGGAAUAAGAAAAGUGGGAAUAAAGAAAGUGCGUGCUCCUAAGUAGAAUCACAGGACUCUUUAUUAGUUAAUAUCUGUAACUUUAGAACUUCAAAAGUUUAGAAGACCAUCUAAUGGAUGAGAAAACAGUUUUGCUCUGUUCCUAUUGAUAAAGAGAUAUGGUUCUCUCGUUCUUUAUGUCAUUGCAAGUAGAAAAAGAGAUGUGUGUAAUAUUUAUCUUAUCAACUUGUGUUGGAUAUGAAGAAAAA